UUAUUCCACAAAAGCGUCUUGAAGUUAAAAGGUGUAAACAGAUAGAUGGCAGGCAUACACCGCUGAAAGGGAUUGAAAAUUUUUUAAAGUCAACAGUUCCGCCGUUUAGCUUACGCCCCCCUUAAAAAUUCUAAGUAAAUUCCAACACUUCCCUGGAAAAUCUGCAAACAAGCCAUGUCCACCGUUACUGAAUCCCAGUCACUCGAAGCAGAAACCGAAACUGAAACGGAAUGGGAAUCAGAAAGCGAAUCCGAGCCACCGAAAGAGCCAUGUCUCCGAAACUGGCUAGACCUCCCGCGGGAUGUGACGGCGUCGAUCCUGUUGAGACUGGGAGCUAUAGAGAUCAUCGAGAGCGCUCAAAAAGUAUGCACUCAGUGGCGCAACAUCAGCAGGGAUCCCUCCCUUUGGCGGUCCAUCGACAUGAGGAAUGCUGGUGACUUACAUGACAUGCCCUAUAAUCUCGAGAUAAUGUGCAGGCAUGCUAUAGAUCGCAGCUGUGGUGGUUUGAUCGAUAUCAAUGUCGAGUAUUUUGGUACGGAUGACGUUCUCGCUUACAUCACCCAGAGAACAACUCAUCUCAGACGCCUCCGACUGGUGCAAUGCUGGGGUAUUUCAGAUGAGGGAUUGAGUGAAGCAGCUUCAAAAUUUCCAUUGCUGGAAGAGCUUGAAAUAUAUUCUGGUAAUACCGGCAAAGAUGCUAUUGAAGCUGUUGGGCGUUGUAGCCCUCUUCUGAAAACAUUCAAAUACAAUCAAGUGGCUAUCAGAGACCCAUAUUUUAAGGAUGACGAGGAGGCACUAGCUAUUGCACAAAACAUGCGUGGACUACACCACCUCCAGCUUCUCGGAAACAAGCUGACUAAUCAUGGUUUGCAGGCCAUUCUUGACAGGUGCCCGUACCUUGAAUCCCUUGACCUGCGCAGAUGUUACUUUGUUAAUCUGGAUAAGGAUUUGGGGAAAAGAUGUGCUGAACAGAUUAAAAAUUUGAGACACCCCAGUGAUUCAACUCAUGACUAUGAAUUCACUGUAAGUAGCGAUUCUGGAUUUUCUGAUGAUGACUACCUUUCUUCUGACUUUGGUAAUGAGGAUUAUGGCCUUGAUUACGAAUUUUAUGGUUCUGAUGGUUUUGAUGGUAAUGAUGGUAUUUAUGAUAAUGAUUAUGAUUAUGAUCUAUGGUUUAAUUGGGGAGAUUUGUAGCCAGGGGUGACUGAUGAAGUUAAGGAGUUUUGGAUGUCUGAGAGGAGGUUCUUCUUGAUUUUGGACAAGGAUUGACGCUAUGCAAAUGAUAUUUUGUGAAACUCAGACCCUUUUGUUGAAAUUACAGAGAGCUCAACUGUAGUAUUUUUUGUCCAGCUAUGUAGUAGGAGCUAAUUUCGGAUGCCUAUAUAUUUUUCUUUUUGAAGUAUAUAUUUCUAUGAGAAUUUUAGUUGUCUGACUUUAUCAUAGCAGUUUGAUUCAUACUAUGUUAUGGUUUUUAAGGUUUAACUGAGACCUGAAGGUUAGGUACAAUGCUUAAAAGUA
Molecule: messenger RNA, 1518 nt
Organism: Theobroma cacao (cacao)
Lineage: Eukaryota; Viridiplantae; Streptophyta; Magnoliopsida; Malvales; Malvaceae
Product: F-box protein SKIP19-like
Molecular function (GO): protein binding
Source: RefSeq, a predicted model, not a curated record